Messenger RNA from Epinephelus moara (kelp grouper), 1856 nucleotides. Its product is annotated as dynein regulatory complex subunit 4-like. Lineage: Eukaryota; Metazoa; Chordata; Actinopteri; Perciformes; Serranidae. Gene Ontology annotation, cellular component: motile cilium; microtubule; Golgi apparatus. The coding region runs from base 130 to 1611 and encodes 493 amino acids. Gene Ontology annotation, molecular function: microtubule binding; small GTPase binding. Gene Ontology annotation, biological process: flagellated sperm motility. The record is from RefSeq and is a predicted model, not a curated record. The transcript has 11 exons.
CGUUGCCAUGACAGCGUCUGUUGUGUACAUGCAGCCGAGGACCGACCCUGCGGCUAAGCUAGCUCACAGCUUAAACUUGUGUUUAUUGUCACUAUCGUCACCUGUGAGCCUGCACGAUAAUAUUUCACGAUGCCUCCCAAGACCAAAAGCAAAAAGGCUGCGAAGGGGAAGUCGCCUGCCGUGGUGGACGGUCUGUCAACGGAUGAGAUGUCCAAGGAUCAGCUGGAGGAGCACAUCGUCCGCCUCCGAGAGGAGCUGGACAGAGAGCGGGAGGAGAGGAGCUACUUCCAGCUGGAGAGGGACAAGAUCCAGGCCUUCUGGGAAAUCUCCAAGAGGAGCCUGGAGGAGACGAAGGCCAAGAUCAGGAACAGACACAGGGAGAGGGAGGAGGCAGAGGAGCGCCACCGAGUGGAGAUCACUGAGUACAAGCAGAAGCUGAAGCAUGUCCUCUUCGAACACCAAAACACCAUCUCUGAGCUGAAGACGGGCCGCGUCAUCUCAACCUCGCUGAUCCAGAACCAGCACACACAGUCAGAGCUCAAGCUCCGGAGGGAAGUGCACGGCCUGCAGGUGGACUUAAGAGAGAAGAAGCUCCACAACGAAAACCUCAUCACGGAGCUCGACCUGAAACACCAGGUGGAGUUAAUAGAGCUGAGGAACGACUACGGAAGAAGAGUCAUGGAAAUUGAGGCGAAAUAUGACAAGACAAUGCAGUCAAUGAAGUCAACGGAGAAAAAGAGGCUGGAGGCUGAGGCCGAUAACCUCAGGGAAAGACUGCAACGUCGGGCUGAGACUCUGAAAGAGGACCAAACCAACGCUUUCAAAAAGGCUGAGGAGUACUUCUCCUUCCAUGAAAACAAACUAGUGGAGGAUCAGAAGUCUCUGAAGAUGGAACUUGCAAAGUUGACGAAGGUGCACGCACAAGUCCAGAAAGAGCUUUCAGCAGCCGAGCAGAAGAACAAACAUCUGCGAGAGUCGUUGCAGGAAGCCGAAGAGAAGCUCCCCGAGCUCCAACAGCAGCUGGAAGAAUACAACCAGGCCAAGGACAAGGAGACGAGGAGUAGAGCUCGACUGAAGGUCAUCGAUAAGGAGCUGAGAGACCUGACGAUGGAGCACGAGAUGCUGCUGCAGGCGUUUGAGAAGGUUCAGCAGGAGCGUGAUGACCUGCUGAAGAAGCAGAGGGAGGCCAUCCUGGACAUGCAGCAGAAGAGCGGCCUGAAGGAGAUGUUGCUGGAGAAGAAGUUGGCAGCGCUGACGGGAACAGUCGAGAAAACAGAGGCUCAGCUCUGCACCGCACUCGCGUCCUCUAACGUCGACCAAACUGCAGGCAGCAGCGCCGCAAACAAACUCGAGGAAGUAUUGGAGUCUAAACAGGUCGUCAUCAGCACCUUGCAGAGCGACUUGGCUGGAGACUGUAAGGAGUACGACCACCUGCUGCAGACCUGUAAGGAGAAGCUGAAGGCGUUCAGUGUCCCUCAGUACAACCUCCCCUUCAGGCCCUCACAGCAGAUCCUGCGGGGCACAGGACCCCCCUCCAACACUGAACCCCUCCAGGUGUUAGGUGUUCACUCACCUGCUCUACCUGGAUACCUCCACACCCAGAGUACUUGACCUCUCUGCCUUUUUCUCAUUGGAUCAUUCCCUAAAGACACGUUACAUAGCAAAAUUAUUAUGCAGUUCACUGCUGCAGAUUUUCUAUUUAAACAAAUAUAAUAUUUACUUUAACUUUGUCUUUGUUAUCAAACCAUCCUGCUGCUGAUAAUUCAUGUUUUCCUGUUGGUGCUGACGGUGUGUUUACCAGGUAAACACUGAAUCACAAAUGUCAUGUUGUGAAACAACAAUAAAUAUAUUUUGAU